CCGAGUCGUGUACCCCGUGGAGGUUGCUGCGUUUUCGCACUCCAGCGUGCGCGCACGAUAGUGAGACGGUAGUACACACGGACGCGCGCGCACACGUAUAUAUAUAUAUAUAUAUAUAUACAUGUGUACACAUACGCGACACACACAUACGUACAGAUACGUGUAUAUACAGACCGGCUAAUCCGGGAACAGCGUGCGUGCACCACAUACACCACGACGGAAGAGUGUUGCACGUCGCGAUACGCGCACAACGCCGGACACGUGCACACACCUGUUCCUUCCUCGUGCAUUCCUGCGCAAGCACGCGUCGUCAUCCGAGAGGAUCGCGAAGCCGCGUGUGCGUGAACAGUGUCAUUUUGUCUCUCUUGGUUACCGCAGAAGCGGUGCCGAGGGAUCUUUUCCUUCACGAGGGUUGCGACAGGGAAAAAGAGUCGCCUGUCUCAGAAAGGACACUCCAGGAGCGUCGCAGUUACGAACGAGUCGGUUUUCGGUCUUCGCGACGUGUGUUCGUUCCUUCGUAUGAGCAAACAGUCGAUGUGAGUGGACAAUUGGCUAAUUAACGAGUUCGCUUAUCUGUGUUACCUGACAGAGGCCGAGUUUCGAAUUGCCGCCAUGUUCGUCCCCUUCGUUUCCGCAACGUGUCAGCUCGAGUGAUAAGCUCUGUACCCGACGGGAAAGAAUAGUGAAACACAACGAGCCGACCUCUAUCCGGACUAACGGAGAUCAUCAUCGGCCAGUGGAACACGUGUGCUGGACAUCGCGCGCCGAGAAGGAAAGCAGGUGCCGAGCCGCGGGAGCGGGCUUUCUCGCGCGUGCGCGCUUUCUCUCUCCGACGAAUUCGGCGCCGGCGGCGGCGGCGCGCGGAUCUCGCGGCGUGAACUUAUCCGCGAAUCGCGCCUAAUCGCUUAGCUUCGAUUGAUCUCAAGCGCGCGUGCGCGCGCGCGCGGACGCCAUACCGGUAUCGAGUAUAGAAGAUGGCGAACGAGUGAACCGAGCGAAGUGUGUGCGCGGGCGGCGAUAAACAGAAAGGAAGGCGAAGAAAACGCAGCGGGGACGAUUUUCCCGCAGCGUGUCGCAGCAGCCGCUCGCAGCGGUGAUCGAGGGAAAGGUCCGCGACGCGUACACGAGCUUCACCUGCCUCUCGUUCCGCGUCCUCCACGAGCGUCGCACUCGCUCUCAAGAAACGAGCUCGUCCUCUCCGCUCGCUCUCUCGCAUCUGGCCCGCGUCGGACUCGAUCUCGCCGAAUGACCCGUGCGAGAAACCGCGGACAGCAGCAACGGUGACGCGCGCGCGGGCGCGUGCUCGCGCAAUACCUCCCCCGAGUGUUGACGAGUGUUGAGUGUACGACGAAGGAAGGGCGAGGGGAAUCGUGGAACCGGCGACCAGUGGAGCGGUAUAUUCGGUGUUGGUGCGCGGACCGGAAAGAUCAGCGAAGUGCAGUGCGCCGAUAAUCGGGAAAUAUUCGUCGAUCGAUCAUUCGGUAGUAAUUCGGUGAGAGAGUGGUGAGAGCAACGGAUACGCGGCUCGGAGAGUGCUCGAGGAAGAGGCCGAGGAGCAGCAGCGGCCACGGGGAUCGGUGAUAUGCGGUAGUCGAGGGAAUUCCCCAGGGAGAGACAUGAGGACGGCCGCCGCCUACGUCCUGUUCCUUGCCCACCUCAUACAGGCGACAACCGCGAGCGGAUACUUCGAGGUGCAGAUCCUCUCGCUGUCGAACAACAGGGGCACCCUGGUAGACGGUAGGUGUUGCGGCGGGGGAGACGGGGGAGGAGGGUUCCCGCCGUGCACGAAGCCCUGCUCGACGGCUUUUUGGCUCUGUCUCAAGGAGUAUCAGUCGAAUGUCACUGCCAUCGGCACCUGCAGCUUCGGCAACGUAUCUAGUCACGCCCUCGGCCCGAAUAGCUUCACCUUCGCCGAACCUGUCACCCUGCAACUACCCUUCACCUUCCGAUGGACGAGGCAAUUCACGUUGAUUCUGCAAGCGAGGGACGUGCCGAGCGCCGGCGUGAUCGAGGAAACGAGUUACAGUGGUAUCGUCCUGCCCGAGUCCACAUGGCACACCCUCAAUCAUCAAGGUAGAAACGCUCACUUAGCGUAUCGGAUACGUGUCCAGUGCGACGAACAUUACUACAACGCUACCUGCACCAAGUUCUGCAGGAGCAGAGACGACGUUUUCGGUCAUUACAACUGCAGCGAAGACGGCGACAAGGUGUGCAACGAUGGAUGGACGGGCAACGAGUGCAACACGGCCGUCUGCAAGAAGGGCUGCCACCCGGUUCACGGCUACUGCGAGGUCAGCUACGAAUGCAAGUGCCGGCACGGGUGGCGCGGCGACCUGUGCGACCAGUGCACGCCCUAUCCGGGCUGCAAACACGGCUACUGCAACGGCUCGAGCUGGCAAUGCAUCUGCGACACCAACUGGGGCGGCAUACUCUGUGACCAAGACCUCAACUACUGUGGCACCCACGAGCCGUGCCAAAACGGCGGCACGUGCCAAAAUACCGCGCCGGAUCACUAUCUGUGCACAUGUCCGGACGGCUUCUCCGGGCCCACCUGCGAGAAGAUCGACAACCCAUGCGCAACCAACCCCUGUCUGAACGGAGCGACCUGCCAUGAGCACGGGGAGACGGCGCAGUGCGUGUGCGCUCCGGGUUUCACCGGGCUGAACUGCGCGACCGAUAUCGACGAGUGUGCCUCGCAACCCUGUCAGAACAAUGGCACCUGCGUGGACGGCAAGAACGGUUUCGUGUGUAACUGCCCACCCGCCUGGCAAGGAAUACUCUGCCAGUUCGAUGUGGACGAGUGUACGCUCAAGGAACCGCCCUGCAAGAACUCUCUCACCUGCAUCAACUUGGCUGGCGACUACAACUGCCGAUGCCGGAGUGGCUUCACGGGGAAGAAUUGCACGAAGAAUAUCGAUGACUGUGUCGGUCAGUGUCAACAUGGCGCGCUUUGCAUUGACCUGGUGAACGACUACCAUUGCAGCUGCACCGCCGGCUAUUCCGGCAAGGAUUGCGACGUCGACAUCGACGAGUGCGCGUCCAAGCCGUGUCAGAAUGGCGGCGAGUGUCGGGACCUGGUGAACGCAUACGAGUGUGUGUGUCCGGUUGGCUUCACCGGCUACCAGUGUGAAAUCGAUCGCGACCAUUGCAGCCCGAAUCCGUGCCGCAACUCGGCGCCGUGCUACAAAACGCAGACCGACUACUACUGUCACUGUCCGGAACAGUGGCAAGGUAAGAACUGCUCGGAACCGGCCCCGCACAACCCCCAGUUUGGCGUGACGGACGAGCAGUUCGGCUGCGGCAGCGAAGGCACGCCAUGCGGCGGUCGAGGUCGUUGCAGCGGCGGCAAAUGCACCUGCGAUCCGGGUUACACCGGCAUACAUUGCCACGAGAACAUCAACGACUGUCACAGUAACCCCUGUCUAAACGGUGGUACUUGCGUCGACCUAGUGAACUCCUUCCAGUGUAUCUGCAGGGAAGGCUGGAGCGGUGAUCUUUGUGAUCAAGAUGUGGACGAGUGUAUGACGCAACCUUGUCGCAAUAACGGUACCUGCGUGGAUGGCGUGGCGGACUUCACGUGUAUCUGCCGCGGUGGCUGGAAAGGCAAGACUUGCGCAUUGCGCGGCGGCCAUUGCGAGCCUGGCACUUGUCGAAACGGUGGCACCUGUCAGGAUCGCGGUGAUGGCUUCACAUGUCACUGUCCACCCGGAUGGGAGGGCGCAGCUUGCCAUAUCGCGUCGCCGGCGUGCACGAGCAGUCCUUGCGAGAACGGAGCUACUUGCGUAAACACCGCGGACGGCAACUAUCGUUGCGUUUGUCGAGAGGGCUUCGAAGGGCCAAAUUGUCGGCGUGAUGUCGAUGAUUGUCAACCACUGCCGUGCUUGAACGGCGGUAAAUGCGUUGACGGUGUCAAUUGGUUCAGAUGCGAGUGCGCACCAGGCUUUACUGGCCCGGACUGCCGUAUCAACGUGAAUGAAUGCGCGAGCGACCCGUGCACGGGCGGAUCUACCUGCGUGGAUGGUAUCGCGAGUUACUCCUGCAUCUGCCCACCUGGCAGAACCGGCAUUCGAUGCGAAAUCAGGACCGCUGGUGGACCUGGCUGCAUGGCUGCCACGUGGGAAGACGAUUGCAACGUGUGCGAGUGUCGAAACGGCAAGAAUCAGUGUAGCAACGUCUGGUGUGGUCCGGGUAACUGCCUCAAUGGCACUUCCUGUUUAGCCCACGAGGUAUGCGUUCCUAGCCCAGGCGAAAGCUGCUUGGCACCGCCAUGUCCGGCAUGGGGUGAGUGUCGACCCAUCGAAACCGGCAGGAGAGUGGGACCGCCAGCGUUACCAGCUCCUCCAUCUUGUUGGCCUGGUCAGUCCACACCUGGGCCAACUUGUUCGAGACUCACGAUACUGCUGAGGAGGGACACUCUGGCUGCCGGUACAUCGGUAGAACUGUUAUGUCGUCGGCUAAGAAAGCUUCUCGCCGAUCCGCGUAGACCACAGUCGGUGGUGUUGCUUUGCGAUUUGAAACCUGGUGACAAUGACACAAUAGAAGUGACCAUCUUCUCCGAAGCAGCAGCCGCUGCAGCAAGAGAUCUUGGUGAAGCGCUCAGUCGUCCCCUAGCAAGACCUCUCGCUCUGGCCUCCGUUUUGGAAGUCAAAGUGGAGACGGCUUUGCUCAGCGAGCCCAGCUCAGCGGGUGCGAACAAUGUCGGUAGCUAUGUAGCCGUUCUUGGCGGUGCAUUGGCAGCAAUACUGGUAUUGGUGCUGUUCGGUGGCCUUUGGUACCUCAAAUCCGUCAGGCAUAGGUCGAGUCUGACAGCAACCACCAGCAGCGAGACUUCGUUGCACCGUCAUCGCAGCGAUCUGGACGAAAAGUCGAAUAAUCUCCAGAACGAGGAGAACCUGAGGAGAUACGCGAAUCCAUUAAAAGACCAGGACUCUGGCGAACCCAGAGUGUCGGUCGUGAGACCGUUGUCAGGUCCUUCGCUCGGCAGUUUGACCGCUACUGAAGAGAGUUUGGAGAUGGUGUCCGAGGAAGGAAGACAUCGUUUACCGCCGCUCUACAAACCACCUAGCGCUGAAGCCAGGAACAACACGGCUAGUUUCAGCUACGAGGAAGGCGCGCACAAGCCCUACAGCAAGCCCAGACUGCAGGAACCGACGUAUCCGCAUCAGCAGCCAGGUACCAGCCAGACGUCGGGACCACAUCAAGUGCUAACGGUGCACGUGUGAUCGAAUGUCGUUGAAGUGAAACAGUUGCGAGAACGCGGCUCAACGAUGUCCCGAGAAUUCUCCCGAAUUUCUCCCGGUCGGAGAAACAUAUGGAGCGUGUACCGCGACGAUGGCGAUUCUUAGAACAAAGAUUCUUAGGAACAAUAUAAGAGACGUAUGACGCUAGACAGGAAGUAGAUCUAACACCCGAGACUGAGAGUUUACCUGGACGAUUUGAUUCUUAUGUGAUAACGGUAACCGUGACCUUUCGAUUCCGGGAUAACUUCCGGUAAGUUAGCUCUCCUUUGAGAUUAUCCCUCGCAAUGGUCGAGACAGCGCGUAGAGUAUCCUAGGGACGAACGGGGAGAAAAGGGAAAGAAGAACUCGCGACUUUAACAGUAAUCACACUAUUACUUACGUUAUAUACUGUUAUUACGUUAUAACUAUGCAUUACGAGAUGAAGAGUAUAAAUGUCGAUUGUUUUUACACUACAAUAUUAUUUUACGGUUUACUCGUAGCACUUGUUUGGUAUAUUGACAACCGCUGAAAUUAUCGACUUCACGCGAGGUUAUUACAACGUGACUCAGGCGUGAAACAUAUUUUCCAGAUUGUAAAUUUAGAAAGUCGCGCACAAAGAAGUUUCCUCCUUUCUCAUUCUUCCCAUUCGGUCCUCCCGCACUCCUGCGAUAUGACAAUAAAUGAUCGAUAAUUAUAAAUAAUUUUAAUGAAAAAUGACCAGUUGUUAUAUCGUUGUACAUAUGUACAUAGCUCGUACUUAUUAAUUUCGCUAAGUCUGUAUCUCCUACUCCUUGCCCCUCAUCCUGCUCGGCGUCGCCAUCCCUAAGUUAGUCUUAAUCUCAUAUCCGUUUUAUGCUCGAUCUUGUACUCGUUUCAUAUUCGUUUUAUUGUACUCUGCGUUUGCGCCGCUAUCGUUGAAGUUUUCGCCGCACGAGUGACACCGUGACAACUACGAGAUGUAUGUACGUUAGUCGCGUAUUAUCGUCGAAAUGAAGCUGCGCUUCGUUAAAGUGGCCGAAGUACGAACUGGAGGGAAACGUGGAAGCGUAUGACAUAAUGUGUGUAAAUAAAUCUUGGGCAAGAGGAAUUCGUUUCCAGACGCGUUGCAUUCACGAUCAUUAAUGUUAACAUUGCGCAGAUAUCGCUCGAUCGCACGUAUACGCGAAGGUAUAUUUUGUAUUAUAUAUAAUGUUGGGCUUCGAACGUUCCUUCAGACGAUAUUAUUGUGAUACUCAUAGAAGAAGCGGGACCGUUGCGUAAGAAUAUUAUGGUACUUCGCGUGUUCGUCCAUCUACGGCACUCGGUCGAAUUUUAAUUUCGCGAGGACACGGCGCACGUGGGUUUUCGCGCAUUGAAAGAUACUGCCACUGCGAGAGAACCUGUUAUCCCCCUUAAUGCAGCGAAAAAGCGGCCUGAAUAACAUACUACGUCGUUAUUUCAUGUGUCUCGCGCGUAAAUUAUACACGCCGUCGAAAUUUACAAUGAUGAAACGACGUGGAACUAUUUCUCGCAAUUUUAACGUCUUCAGACGCAUGAAUUGUCUAAGCGCAACUUUUAUUGCUGAUUAAGUUGUUGCUGCGUGUUAAAUUUGUUGCUAUAGCUUUCGAUUUCUUUUCUUUAUAGUAUAUGAAAUGGCAAACAUCGAUUCGUUGUUGCAAAGAUUACAUCAGCGGCGUGAAUAAUGAUUUAGAACGCUGGCUCGUGAGGACCACGUUAACGGUGUAAAUGACGAUUUAAAAGACGCGCUUGGACGCAGUGAAGGCGAACGAUGUAUAUAGUGACGCUAUAUCGCAUCGUGGAGCGAUGUAAAUAAAUUCACAUACGUAUAUCUCAUCCGAAUCAUUAUCAUCCACCCUCCUCGCCCCCUCCCUCCCCAGUCAUCGUCGACCCCGUUUUUCGAUGUGCAAUGUAUGUUUUCUUCUUCUUCAUCUUGUUUUUAAUAACGUUUCUCGCCAAGCGAUGCGUUUGCGUUAGACGCGCGUAAACUAAUUUAAACCGAGAAGCGUAGCUCGCCCUAGGUAGAUGUACGUAGAUUUACAGCAGGAAGGAACAAAUCUCUGUAACACAAAUACUUUCUAUAUUUUAUAGAGAAAAUUAUAUAUUAUAUUGUACGAAUGCGUAGAGAGAGAAACGAGAGAUACGGUGAAUAUAUAUAUAAAUAUAUAUAAAUAUAAAUAUAUAUUAUAUAUAUUAUUUUAUAUUAUAUAUAUAUUAUGUUAUAUUUUUUAUUUUAUUUCGCCUCGUAUAUAUAAUAAAAUUCGCAGAUCACAAGCAAUAGUUCGUUCUCCCCUCUAUGAAUUAUUUCUUUUUCAGCUCUCUCUCUCUCUCUCUCUCUCUCUCUCUCUC
This is a messenger RNA of Odontomachus brunneus, 7565 nucleotides long. RefSeq names its product protein jagged-1 (gene Ser). Gene Ontology annotation, molecular function: calcium ion binding; Notch binding. NCBI's taxonomy places the organism in Eukaryota, Metazoa, Arthropoda, Insecta, Hymenoptera, Formicidae. The coding region runs from base 1617 to 5222 and encodes 1201 amino acids. Gene Ontology annotation, cellular component: membrane. The record is from RefSeq and is a predicted model, not a curated record. Gene Ontology annotation, biological process: cell communication; Notch signaling pathway; multicellular organism development. The transcript is spliced from 6 exons.